Molecule: messenger RNA, 1851 nt
Organism: Cyprinus carpio (common carp)
Lineage: Eukaryota; Metazoa; Chordata; Actinopteri; Cypriniformes; Cyprinidae
Gene: gna14a
Product: G protein subunit alpha 14a
Biological process (GO): action potential; adenylate cyclase-modulating G protein-coupled receptor signaling pathway; phospholipase C-activating dopamine receptor signaling pathway
Cellular component (GO): heterotrimeric G-protein complex
Molecular function (GO): GTPase activator activity; guanyl nucleotide binding; G-protein beta/gamma-subunit complex binding
Source: RefSeq, a predicted model, not a curated record
GCCAGCAGCACAGAUGCCCUUCUCUGACACGAGGAUAAUCUGCUGCUGUCGCGACCCUUGAGAGUCCAGCUCUGCCAUUCCUCCAUCAGCACUGAUACAACAGCACUUCUGUUGCCGCUGGACACCCAGACUGAAGUUCUGCUCAACAGCUGGAGAUUAUGUCCAGUGGACUUUUAAAGGAGGAGCCCAUUCAUGAACUCUCUGACUGUGGUGUGGAGCAGAAGCUGUUCUAGCGUGCUGAAGAUCGUGCUCUUUUAAACGGGACGGGACUCUGAGAGAGAGGUCAUGGCUGGAUGUUGCAUGUCUGCGGAGGAGAAGGAACGGCAGAGGAUAAAUCAGGAGAUAGAAAAACAACUGAGGAAAGACAAGAAGGACUCCCGUAGAGAACUCAAACUACUGCUGCUGGGUACAGGUGAGAGUGGCAAGAGUACAUUCAUUAAACAGAUGAGGAUCAUUCAUGGCUCGGGUUAUACUGAUGAAGAUAAGAAGGGCUUCAUUAAGCUCGUCCACCAGAACGUGAUCAGCGCCAUGCAGUCCAUGGUCAGAGCAAUGGACAUGCUGAAGAUCGCAUAUGCUAACUCAGACAACCAGGCUAAUGGUACACUGGUGAAUGAUAUUGAGGUGGAUAAGAUCAUGAGUUUGGACGAGGCCCAAGUCAACGCCAUCCGGAGUCUAUGGAACGACACUGGGAUUCAGGAAUGCUACGACCGCCGUCGAGAGUACCAGCUAACUGACUCAGCCAAAUACUACCUGAGUGAUCUGGAUCGGAUUUCAGACGCUGCGUACGUCCCCACAGAGCAGGACAUUCUGAGAGUCAGGGUUCCCACCACAGGUAUCAUCGAGUAUCCCUUCGACCUGGAGAACGUCAUCUUCAGGAUGGUGGACGUUGGGGGUCAGCGAUCCGAGCGCAGGAAGUGGAUUCACUGCUUUGAGAACGUCACCUCCAUCAUCUUCCUGGUGGCUCUCAGUGAGUACGACCAGGUCCUGGCUGAAUGUGACAAUGAGAAUCGGAUGGAAGAGAGUAAAGCUUUGUUUAAAACCAUCAUCACAUAUCCUUGGUUCCAGCAGUCGUCUGUAAUUCUCUUUCUUAAUAAGACAGACAUCCUGAAGGAGAAGAUUGUGUACUCUCACCUGGCCACCUACUUCCCAGAAUUCACAGGCCCCAAAAAUGAUCCAAAGUCAGCCCAGGAGUUUAUUCUUAAGAUGUACCAGGAGGAAAACGAAGACAAAGACAAAACCAUCUACUCUCACUUCACUUGUGCCACAGACACCGAGAACAUCCGCUUGAUCUUCGCAGCUGUGAAAGACACCAUCCUUAGACACAAUCUCAAAGAGUUCAACCUGGUUUAAAAUCUACAACUAGUCCUCAUCCUGGAGGACAAUCCUGGUCCUGCUCUCUUCUGUUGAGUAGAUUUAGCUCUCACAUUAGCUUAACAUUGUUCUUUUGUUGACUGAGGACUUAUAUAAGGAAGUAUCUAGGAGAAUGGCCUAAUGGAUUAGAUGUGGACUGGGUUCCUGAAAACAAGCCUUGAUCUACCAUUACAAGGAUGAACCUUCUUUUCAUUCGUGUUUAGGUCCUCUGAUAAAUGGGUAGGUUUUUUGUUCUUUAUGUGAGUAGAGUUUACAAGGGAUGCUACUUAGGAGGUUUUAAGGCACAUGUAAAAAAUGUUUUCCUGAUGUAAUAGAUCAAAGUCUUGAAGACUCCUUGAAGCGUUUAAAGGCAAAAAAGAUGGAGAAGUUUACAUUUUGAUGUAAAAACGUAGAUUUUUUUUUUUUUUUUUAACAAACAUGCUAUGAAGUUGCCUUAUGUUGCUGUUAUGCAAACCUGAAUCAUGAUAACGCAUUUGUAGA